AUGUCGUCGACCAAGCAAAGGCGCAUCGAUGCGCUCCCACCCAAGGAGGACGCGCUGGAGAUGGAGGUUCUCGUCCUCGGAAUGCCCCGGACAGGAAGCAUCUCCAUGCGCCAUGCCAUGAGUAAGCUGGGCUACAAGGUCUUCCACGGGGGCGUUCUGGAGGCGGAUCCCCAGAGAUUCCCGUACUGGGAGGAAGCGCUCGUGGGGAAAUACUUCGGCGGGAAGCCCUUUGGACGGCCCGAAUUUGAAAAAGUGCUCGGCGAGUUCAACGCCUCAGUCAACUUCCCUGCGACUAUGUGGGCCGAGGAACUGCUCGAGGCAUAUCCCAAUGCGAAGGUGAUUCUCACGACGAGAGACGUGGACAAGUGGCUGUUCUCGAUGAAGCAAUCCGUCGACGCAAGCUUCAUCUGGUUCGCGAUGACGUUCAACUGGCUCGCGCCGUUCGAUCCCAUCUGGGGACCGUGGUGGCGGUUUCACAAGCUGGGGCACAAGAUCAGGCCGAUUCAGGCGCCGAGGGGAGAGAGAAUAGGGUUUUUGGAACACUAUGAGUUGAUGAAGGAGCUCGUGCCAAAAGAGAGGCUGUUGGAAUACCGGGUUGGGGAGGGAUGGGAGAGGCUUUGCACAUUCCUUGAUAAGCCGGUUCCCGCGGAGCCUUUUCCGCAUGUCAACAAUCUUGACUCGUUCCUCGCCGACAGGAACAAGCGGUGGUGGCAUGCCUUCAAUUGCAUGCUGGUCCGCGUACUCCCGCCUACGGCUGUGGUUGUGGCGGCCGUUGCGGCUGCUUGGAAGUACCGCCCUAUCCCGCUCAGCUUCUGA
Messenger RNA from Fusarium vanettenii 77-13-4, 816 nucleotides. RefSeq lists its product as uncharacterized. NCBI's taxonomy places the organism in Eukaryota, Fungi, Ascomycota, Sordariomycetes, Hypocreales, Nectriaceae. The record is from RefSeq and is a predicted model, not a curated record. The transcript is spliced from 2 exons. Bases 1 to 816 code for a protein of 271 amino acids.